UCUACUGCACUUGUAUCUGCAAAAACAGACCUCAGCGCAUCUCUCCUGUCAACAAUGCGUCUCUACCAUUGCACGCAGGCAUCACAAAAAAUUGGUCUUCGAAAUAAAAGAGAGAGACAUCACUGCUGGAUGGUUAAACCCCACCAGGUGACUGAGAGUCAACAACAGGAGGAUGGUGACCUCAUCAAGCCCAGGAAGCUGCCAAAUCCCAUCCUGGCUUCUCACCAGCACAGAGCCCUUCACCAGGAGCUGCUUUUCUGCCACAGACGAGGUCUCCUGCCGAGAAGAAAGCCGGAGCUGCAGCGUGUGCUGGAACACAAACAGAGAGAAGAGCUCAAGAAGAGGGAGCUGGCCCUCCAUCUUCCCUCCGAUUUGGAGGCGAAGCUACGCACAAGGCAGCAGAGACUACAAGUUUGUGAGCUGGAGGAGAAGAAAAGGAACGAGAGCCUACAGAACGUACCAGAGUUCAUCCGUGUCAGAGGAACCUUGAAGCAUGUCCAAAUUUUUUCGUUGUGA
Messenger RNA from Toxotes jaculatrix (banded archerfish), 516 nucleotides. RefSeq names its product protein FAM107B. The record is from RefSeq and is a predicted model, not a curated record. The transcript is spliced from 5 exons. Lineage: Eukaryota; Metazoa; Chordata; Actinopteri; Toxotidae. The coding region runs from base 55 to 516 and encodes 153 amino acids.